This is a messenger RNA of Trichomonas vaginalis G3, 504 nucleotides long. RefSeq lists its product as uncharacterized. The record is from RefSeq and is a predicted model, not a curated record. The annotation marks the transcript as partial. NCBI's taxonomy places the organism in Eukaryota, Parabasalia, Trichomonadida, Trichomonadidae. The transcript has a single exon.
AUGAGAAGACGUUUCACUAGUCAAAAGAACACUAACACAAAAGCAGAGAUUACUGUUGGUUAUAACGUAAAUGAUGAUAAAUCACGAAUUAUUCAAAAUGUUAAAGUUAAUGUUAGCCCUGAAUUAACAAGGUCAGCAACUCAACCAAAUUUAUUAACUCGUGACUUACCGAAGAAUGAAGAAAACCAUGAGAAUGGAGACCCAAUCAUUUUAUCUGAACCUGGUAAAGAACCUGUUGAAAUUCCCACUUAUCCAACAUACCCAGCACCUCUUUCAUCAAACAUUGAGAACCCAUAUAAAAUAGACAUUAAUUCUGAAUUAAUGAAAAUUUACCGUGAUAUAAUAAUUAAUAAUUAUGAUUCAAUAAUAAAUUUAAUUGACCAAUCUGGUUUAAUUAUUUUACCUUAUGAAUCAUUAAUUCACAUUAUCGCCAUUCUUUGUGAUGUUCAAGAUUCAGACGUUAAGAUUCAAUUUUUCAUAGAUGAUGAGGUUUCAUGUGGAACA